GCCCAACAGCAACGCACCGUCCCCAGACAGAACCCGAGCCCGAACGGAAAAGAGCUGCCCCCGAACCAGAACGCCAGGAAGCACAAAGGCUCUCUCCCUCCCCCCACCCACCUACUAAAAUCCCCUCUCCGACUCCGGCGAUUCUGAUCUGCAGAUCCCUCGCUCGCUCGCUCCGGCCGCUCGUCCACCGCCGGGAUUUCGAGUGCUGAGCUGCUCCAGCAUCCAACCGCACCGCCUGGAAACUUUCAUGGGUGUGGAGUGAGAUCGAGAGCGGGGACCGUGAAUUCCUACGAGGGUCGCCAUUCGGCUUGCGCGUCUGCAUGAACUGUUUCGUCAAUCUGGGACUCAACUCCAACUCCAACCACUACGUCGCCUGCCUCCUCAUCUUCCUGCUGCAUUUCUCCCCGCAGCCGCUGCUGAUAAAUCACCCCAAUUCCAAUUCAAGUAGAAGUAAUCGUCAAGAAGGACAAUCCAAUCUCAGUAGUAGUAAUCGUUAAGGGGGAAAAACAGAGCUCAACGAAUGGCGAACAACAACAGCUCAUACGGUGAAAAUGUCAGUAGAAAAUCCCACACGCCUUCAGCUAUUGUUAUUGGUGGUGGGUUUGCAGGCAUUGCUGCUGCAAAUGCGCUCAGGAAUGCGUCCUUCGAGGUCGUUCUUCUGGAAUCCCGUGACCGGAUAGGUGGCCGAGUUCACACUGACUACUCUUUUGGGUUUCCUGUUGAUCUUGGGGCAUCUUGGCUUCAUGGUGUUUGUGAAGAAAAUCCCCUGGCACCGAUCAUUGGAAGACUUGGGCUUCCACUGUACCGCACCAGUGGAGAUGACUCUGUCCUUUUUGAUCAUGAUCUCGAGAGUUAUGCACUUUAUGAUACUAAUGGAUCUCAAGUCCCACAAGAGUUUGUAGAAAAGAUAGGGAAAGUGUUUGAGGCUAUAUUGGAAGAGACUGGCAAAUUAAGGGAAGAAAUGAAGGAAGAUAUUUCUAUAGCUAAGGCCAUUGCAAUUGUUUUGGAGAGGAAUCCACACUUGAGGCAAGAAGGGAUUGCACAUGAUGUUCUCCAGUGGUAUUUGUGCCGCAUGGAGGGUUGGUUUGCUACUGAUGCGGAUGCCAUCUCGCUCCAGUGUUGGGACCAGGAAGUUCUUCUUCCUGGUGGCCAUGGUCUCAUGGUUCGUGGAUAUCGCCCAGUUAUAAAUACUUUGGCAAAAGGUCUAGAUAUACGCCUUGGUCAUAGGGUUGUUGAAAUUGUUCGGCACUGGAAUAGAGUAGAGGUUACUGUAAGCAAUGGCAAAACAUUUGUUGCGGAUGCUGCAGUCAUCACUGUUCCCUUGGGUGUUCUUAAAUCAAACACCAUUAAGUUUGAGCCAAGGCUCCCGGAGUGGAAGGAGGAAGCAAUAAGAGAACUGUCAGUUGGGGUCGAAAACAAAAUAGUUCUCCACUUCAGUGAGGUUUUCUGGCCUAACGUGGAGUUCCUCGGAGUAGUUUCAUCCACCACAUAUGGCUGCAGCUAUUUCCUCAACCUUCACAAGGCAACAGGGCAUGCUGUUCUUGUUUACAUGCCUGCAGGCCGGCUUGCUUGUGACAUUGAAAAGAUGUCGGAUGAGGCCGCGGCUCAAUUUGCGUUUUCACAGUUGAAGAAGAUCCUCCCUAAUGCAGCUGAGCCGCUUAACUACCUAGUGUCACACUGGGGCUCAGACGAGAACACGCUUGGCUCCUACACCUUUGAUGGUGUGGGCAAGCCGCGCGACCUGUACGAGAAGCUCCGCAUCCCUGUCGACAAUCUAUUCUUUGCGGGGGAGGCCACGAGCGUACAGUACACGGGCACGGUGCACGGCGCCUUCUCCACGGGGGAGAUGGCAGCCGAGGAGUGCCGGAUGAGGGUCCUGGAGAAGUUCAGGGAGCUGGACAUGCUGGAGAUGUGCCACCCGAUGGCCGAGCAAACGGCCACCGUCUCCGUCCCGCUGCUCAUCUCCCGGCUGUAAACAGUCCCGCCCCUAAACUAUCUAUCUAUUGUCGCGGCGGGUUCGCCGGCCGUUCAUUCCAGUGAUUGCUCGAGGAAGGCAGCGUGGGAGCAAUCUAUCCUUGCUCUUCCUCGUGGCAUGAGGCGUGUGGUCGUGUGACCCUGUGGUUUGCUGAAUAAACUUACUGUUGGGUAAUAAAAAUUUGUGGGCGUCGGUAUGUAUACUGUCAGCGUGAUGUGGGGGGUUUGUGCUUGGUAAGGAGCUACGGCCUACUUGACCAUCUUUGUAGGGCAGAGUUGGUGGUGUAGUAUGUGUGAUGGAACACUGUAAUUUUACUACAUUUGACAUUCUUAAUAUUGGUGAUGAUGGCAGAUUA
Aegilops tauschii subsp. strangulata is the source of this 2330-nucleotide messenger RNA. Its product is annotated as polyamine oxidase 3. Gene Ontology annotation, molecular function: polyamine oxidase activity. The record is from RefSeq and is a predicted model, not a curated record. Gene Ontology annotation, cellular component: peroxisome. Gene Ontology annotation, biological process: polyamine catabolic process. Lineage: Eukaryota; Viridiplantae; Streptophyta; Magnoliopsida; Poales; Poaceae.